Messenger RNA from Mytilus californianus (California mussel), 1796 nucleotides. RefSeq lists its product as uncharacterized. Lineage: Eukaryota; Metazoa; Mollusca; Bivalvia; Mytilida; Mytilidae. The record is from RefSeq and is a predicted model, not a curated record. The transcript is spliced from 2 exons. Gene Ontology annotation, molecular function: zinc ion binding. Bases 91 to 1779 code for a protein of 562 amino acids.
AUAAACAUUAACUUCCUAGUAGACCAACAUAUUGUAAAAUGGAAGACAAAAAUACUCGGAUGAAGUGACUGUAAGCUAAAUCAAAAGGUCAUGGCAUCCAGUAAGCCUAUACCAUGUGGACCUUGUCAAGAAGGAAAAGUAAACACUAAAGCUGACAUCUGGUGUUACAACUGUGAAGAAGGAUUAUGUUCAAUAUGUUCUGGUCAUCAUAAAAGAUUCAAAGCAAUACGUGAUCAUAAAACUAUUGAUAUCAAAAGUUAUAAACCCUCAAUCAAAGCUAUCAAAACCAAAUGUGACAAACAUGGUCAACAGCUAAACUUGUACUGUCCCAGUCAUUUGAUGCCUUGUUGUGAUGAAUGUAUUUCCACUAGUCAUUCUAAAUGUACUGGAAUAAAAAGUUUAGCAGGUGUAGUGGAUAAAACAGAGAUUGACAAAUCUAAAGAAUCUGUAGAGAAAGAUAUCAACUCCAUCUUACAUCUCUUGAAUAAAAUGGUAAAUAAUAAAUCAACAAACAUCAAAACUGGAGAACAACAAUGUGAAGACAUAAAGGAAUCAAUUGUUAAAAUACGGAAUCAAAUAAAUAAAUAUUUGGACUGCUUGGAGGAGAAAUUAUACAAAGAAACAGACAACCUCUGGGAUAAGGAGAUAUCAACAGCUAGAGAUUUCAUUUCUGAAGUUGAAGGGAAGAAGAAAAAUUUGAAGGAAAUGAAAGAACAUUUGCAUGCAGUCACAACACAUGAUUCAAAACUCCUAUUAUUUCUAAGAGUACAUCAGAUGGAACAACAAGUACAUCAAUGUCAAAAAUAUGUUGAUGAUCUGGAUUACGAUGACAGGGCUAAAGAAUUUGAAAUCAAAAUGAAGCAAAAUGAUGAAUUAGAAAACAUACUAAAGAAGUUAGGAUCACUAGAAUUCCUGGGAGAAGUAACAGUUGUUAAAACAGAAACAGGCUUUAACAGAGAAACGAGUGUGAAGGGGAAGGCACAAGUAGAAUCACGUGAACAAUCCAAUAUAAACAACAUGAUAAUGAAUAUUGAGACAAAGAUAAAGAUCAACAUAAAGAAGGAUAUAAGUGACAUGAUUUGUCUGAUGGAUGGAAGAGUUAUAGUAGUGGACCAGUGGGGUAAACUUAACCUACUUACUUCUGAUGGCAAACUACAGAAACAGUUACCUAUACCUGAUGGAGCCUACUGUGUUACACAGAUCAAUCAGGACACUAUAGCCAUAACUUAUCCUGAGGAGAAAGCCAUUAAGAUAUUCAAUAUGGAGAAUGAAACAGUUACCAAAGUUAUCACAUUAGACAAAGGAUGCUAUGGUUUAUCAUUCUCCAAUAAUUCUCUUGCUGUAGGUUUGAAUGAGAAUAAUGAUGAUGGAGAAAUCUGUAUUGUAGACUUUGAAGGAAAUACACUGAAGUCAAUACAAGUUGAGAGUGAAUCAUACCUGUUUAACCUUGUUUACUGUAAUGACAGAGUAAUCUAUAGUGACUAUGGUGGUGAAGCAGUAUACUGUUAUGAUGGAUCAGGUAAACAGAUCUGGCAAUAUACACAGGAUUUAUCAGGACCAUUUGGACUAUGUACAGAUACUUAUGGUAACAUCAUUGUAGCAGACUAUGUCUUAAGUAAAAUAUUAGUAAUAUCAAAAGACGGACAGAAUAGUAAAGAACUGAUCUGUAAAAAGGGUAGGCUGGAUGAUCCUAAGUUUGUUUGUUUUAAAUUUAAUGAGUCAUCAGGUUUUAUUUGUGAUGGCAUGUAUUUGACAAAAUUCAAUUUAUCUUAUAAAUAGAAUAUGAAGAACACAUA